Drosophila innubila is the source of this 350-nucleotide messenger RNA. It is a transcript of the gene BomBc3, whose product is annotated as bomanin-23. NCBI's taxonomy places the organism in Eukaryota, Metazoa, Arthropoda, Insecta, Diptera, Drosophilidae. Bases 22 to 303 code for a protein of 93 amino acids. The transcript has 3 exons. The record is from RefSeq and is a predicted model, not a curated record.
GGCCAGUUGCCGGCAGCUAAGAUGAAGUGUUUGACGUGUGCAUUAUUGCUUUUAUUUGGAUUGCUGCCAGUUUUGAUCAGCGCUAAUCCCACUGUUGUGGUGAACGGCGUUUGUCUGACCUGUUCCAAUCCAAAUGGCGAAGCGGUUUACAUAAAUGGUGAGGAGUAUCGCAGUUUCCCCUCAUCCGAUGGCAAUGUGAUUGUGAAUCGUCCUGGCUACGAUAAUGGUCGUACUACCGUUUAUCGACGUGGUGGCAAUAUUGUAGUCAAUGGCAGAUGUGAGACCUGCAAUGUGGAUAUUUAACAAGUUGAAGAAAAAAACAUAAUAAAGUGACUAAGCUUCAUAAAGAA